UAAACACCCAAACUUUUAUCUUUUAUAUUACAAAUUGCAUCAAAAAUGCUUCGAAGUAUUUGUUAAAUGUCCGUAGGUAGAGAGAGAAAGAAACAACAAAGCUCUGAGUGCAAAAAGUGCAAUCAACGAAAACUGACGCGAACAGACCUUAUUGCCUUUAUGGGAACUAUUUCGAUCAUCUCAUCAUCUCCUUGGAAAAAAACGAUUUAAUAACAAGACUUACAAUAAUCUGUAUAUUUUUCUUCGUAUUUUAAUUUCGUCAUUCUAUACGUACGUUAUCGAGACCGAUACGAAAACACUCUGAAUAAAGAGCAAAGCUAAACAAUAACACACACGAGGCUCUCUCUCUUUCUCUCCAGGAUACAAUUUUAAUUUUGUAUCUUCGCCGGUGUUAUAAUUGUACAAAUGUUAAGCAACAUCGCCAAGAGUAAUUUUUUACUGCGUGGUAAGAGUGCUCUGCUUAAAAGAUACAAUGUACCACUGACAGCACAAAAUAUCAGGCACAAAUGGAACACUGUGUCUUCAAAGAAUCAAAAUGCAACAAUGGAGAGUGAAGAUGACGACACUGAUCAGCCUAUAAAAUAUUCCACGUCAAAAGCUGCUAAUAUGAGAAUCGAUGAGUAUCGUGAUCCAGUGGGAGAUACAUAUCCAUGGUAUCAAGGCUAUAUCGUAUCGUUAUCCAUAGCUGUCUUUCUAGGCUACUUCUGUAUUUUAAGAGAGGAAAAUGAUAUUGAUUUAAUGCUGCAUACGGAUUUGGGAGAGUCAUUAAAAACCAUGGAAAAAAAAUUGGAAGAGGAGAAGAAAUUUAAAUCGUGAUCAUAGGAUAUCUAUCUGAAAUAGUUUCUCUUGUAAAAUUUUUUCCAUUAUGCAACAAAUUGCACUGUGUAAUGCUCACGUUUUCCGCAAGGGAUACGUUAGCAGAUGUUAGCUUAAUUCAAUUCGCAAUAAUAUCUAAAUAUAUAUAUAUAUAUAUACUGUAUAUAAUAUUAAAGAGAGUUGUUAAGAAAAAAAAA
Messenger RNA from Solenopsis invicta (red fire ant), 1013 nucleotides. RefSeq lists its product as uncharacterized. The record is from RefSeq and is a predicted model, not a curated record. The transcript is spliced from 2 exons. NCBI's taxonomy places the organism in Eukaryota, Metazoa, Arthropoda, Insecta, Hymenoptera, Formicidae. The coding region runs from base 406 to 816 and encodes 136 amino acids.